AUGGAGACAUCCACGGACAAAGAUCCAGGUUCAGAAGGGAAGCGGAUGUCGAAAGCACCGACUUCACCAACUGGCCUGGAUGAGAAGAGGAUGUCCAAAGCACCAACUGGCUUGGAUCAGAAGAGGAUGUCCAAAGCACCAACGGGCCUGGAUGAAAAGAGGAUGUCAAAAGCGCCAUCUGCAAUGGAUGAAAAGCAUGUGUCCAAACAACCAUCAAGUAAGGCCGUCUUUCGCUGGGAGAAGGAGAUUGAAAAAAACUGGUGGAAGUUGGGCCUGGCACCUGAAGAGUUCACCAACAACCGUGAGGUGGUGAUGACUGCCAUCAAACAAGACGGCCUGGCACUUCGCCACGCCUCCAACGAGUUGAAGAACGACUGGCUCUUCGUGGCCUCGGCCGUGUGCCGCGACGGCGAAGCCUUGCAGUUCGCCUCCAACGAGCUGCGGAACGACGCCAAGAUGGCACGUUGGGCCAUGGGCAUUCGAGAUUGCCCAGCCGGGCAGAUCAACAUCGAGGAAUGGACAGGUCCCGACCUCACGGAGUACAAUGAGCUGGCCACGAAGCGGAUCCCGCAGCCCAACUGUUUGCGACAUGCCUCUGAACAACUGCGGGGUAAGGAUCAGGAAUUGAUGUUGCAUGCCAUCAAAGAGUAUUGGUUUGCAGCUGACCAUUUGGCACUGCCAUUGAGAGAUUCCAAGCCCUUCUGGAAGAAAGUCCUGGAGCAGAAUGAACAGACUGGCUGGCAGGCCUUCGGCAACUACGCCCCCGUGCUCUUGCGCGAAGACGAGGAGCUCAUGAGACUGGCACUGCAGAUGGACUCCUUCGCCCUGCACUAUGCGGGUCCUGCCCUGCGCCGGAGGCGCAGCUUCAUCCUGGAAGCCGUGCAGCGCGACUGGCGCACCUUGCGCUCGGCGCCCUUGGACUUUCGCUGCGACUCGCAGAUGCUGCUGGCAGCCGCGGUGCAGAACUUGGAAGCCCUGGAGUAUGCUGCUGGAGAUCUUGGAAACAUGGCCUUGUGUGCGGUGCAGCCACCAUCCAAACAGAUCAUGGAGGAGCAAAAAGAGGUUUGGACUGGGCUGCAAGAUGCUGAUGAGGUUGAAAGACUGGCGAAGCAGAAGCAAGAGCUGAAGAAGGAGUGGAAUCGUGUGAUGUUGUGCCUGGCAGAAACGCAUGGCCGCGCCCUCUCCUUCAUGCGUCCGACUGGCGUGGACAAGGACAUGACCACCACGGCCAUUCAGAGCAACGGUGUGGCGCUGGCCUAUGCGGAGGCUCAUUACCGUGAAGAUCGGGACAUGGUGAACGAAUCGGUGCGCGCCAACAUCGGCAGUUGUUCAGGCUUGGUGUGGAAGCCUGAUGCGAAGCCUCCUGAACUUCGCGACGAUCUUCAAGAUGACUUUGAAGAGAAGAAACAGAAACUCAAGAAGCGCGGGACAUUGAAACUCGUUUGCAUCAAGUUGUUCACCGGCGAUUGA
Messenger RNA from Cladocopium goreaui, 1470 nucleotides. Lineage: Eukaryota; Dinophyceae; Suessiales; Symbiodiniaceae. The record is from the annotation of a GenBank genome assembly.